This is a messenger RNA of Bufo gargarizans (Asiatic toad), 5032 nucleotides long. It is a transcript of the gene ACHE, whose product is annotated as acetylcholinesterase (Cartwright blood group). The transcript is spliced from 4 exons. Gene Ontology annotation, molecular function: acetylcholinesterase activity. The coding region runs from base 320 to 2095 and encodes 591 amino acids. Lineage: Eukaryota; Metazoa; Chordata; Amphibia; Anura; Bufonidae. Gene Ontology annotation, biological process: acetylcholine catabolic process; choline metabolic process. The record is from RefSeq and is a predicted model, not a curated record. Gene Ontology annotation, cellular component: plasma membrane.
AGUUUGUGUGCGCGGCAGAGCUCGUCAGCCGGAUGGCGGCGGCGGAGGAGGGUGCCCCCGUGUAUGGCAGCAGGGUGGGGGCCCUGCAUGUAAGCCGCUACAGGUGAGCGGGGCCACUCAGCCUCGGCUGCUGCUGCUGCAGAACCUCUUCUCAGCGAGGAAGUGUCUGUCACUGUGUGAAGGAGGAGGUGCCAAGGAGGAGGAAGUAAAGGGGUUAAAGGAAGAAAAGCUAAGGGACAUAAGAAAUGUGGAGGAGGGGUCACUAUCCAGCCAGCAUCCGAUAAUCCGGAAAUUCUGGUAAUUUCAGUGAGGACCAGUCAUGCAGUUCUUGUCACUUACGCUGUUUGGUUUCUGCACCCUCUCUCUCCUCUUGUCUCAUGUGCUCGGUCAAAGUGAUUCGGAACUCCUGGUCACCACCCGUUCGGGUAAAGUGAGAGGUACCAGGAUAGAUGUCCUCUCCAGCCAUGUCACCGGAUUUCUAGGAAUUCCAUUUGCAGAACCACCACUUGGCAAGUUGAGAUUUCGACGAACAGAACCAAAAAAGCCAUGGAGUGAUGUUUGGGAUGCCACCAGCUAUCCUAAUGCAUGUUACCAAUACUUUGACACCUUGUAUCCUGGUUUCUCAGGGAUGGAAAUGUGGAAUCCUAAUAGGCCCAUGAGUGAGGACUGUUUGUAUCUUAAUAUCUGGGUUCCUUACCCGCGCCCUAAAAAUGCAACUGUUAUGGUCUGGAUCUAUGGUGGUGGCUUCUACAGUGGAUCCUCUUCCCUUGAUGUUUAUGAUGGUCGUUAUCUAUGUCACACAGAAAAUGUCAUAGUAAUUAGUAUGAAUUAUCGUGUGGGAGCAUUUGGUUUUCUGACACUGACACCAGGAAGUGCAGAUGCUCCAGGCAAUGUGGGCUUAUUUGACCAACGCUUGGCACUUCAGUGGAUCCAAGAUAACAUAGCAUUUUUUGGUGGUGAUGCUAGGACAGUCACUAUCUUUGGAGAGAGUGCGGGGGGUGCCUCUGUUGGCAUGCAUGUACUCUCUCCAGGUAGCCAUCAUUUAUUCUCUAAAGGUAUACUGCAGAGUGGCUCACCAAACACACCAUGGGCAACUGUUACACCCCAAGAGGCUCGGCGCCGGACUGAGCUGUUAGGGAAGCUGGUAGACUGUAAGCAGGGUAAUGAUACAGAACUUCUGAAUUGUCUCCGGACAAAAACACCACAGACUCUCAUUGACAAUGAGUUUUCUGUCCUUCCAGCUCCGAGUGUCUUUCGCUUUGCCUUUGUUCCAGUGGCGGAUGGAGACUUUUUCCCAGAAGCCCCUGAAACUUUAAUAAACAUGGGCCGGUUUAAGCCAUGCCCACUGAUUGUAGGUGUCAACCAGAAUGAGGGUUCCUACUUCCUACUGUAUGGAGCACCUGGCUUCAGCAAGAACAAUGAGAGCUUGAUCACUCGAGAGGAGUUCCUUGGCGGGGUGAGGAUGAGUGUCCCUCAUGCCAAUGACAUUGCUCUUGAAGCCGUCGUGAUGCAAUAUACAGACUGGGCAGAUGAACAUGCUCCAGUUAAAAACAGGGACGCUAUGGACCAGAUAGUUGGAGACCACAAUGUAGUUUGCCCCGUAACUUACUUUGGUGCAAAGGUGUCAGAGUUUGGGAACAGAGUAUAUGGAUAUUACUUCGACCAAAGAGCAUCCAACCUUGCAUGGCCGGAAUGGAUGGGUGUUCCACACGGCUACGAGAUUGAGUUCGUAUUUGGUCUUCCCCUGGAUCCAAAACUAAAAUACACCAAACAAGAGGCCGACUUUACUCGGCGGAUGAUGCGAUACUGGGCCAACUUCGCACGGACUGGGGACCCUAAUGAUGAUAGUAACUCCCGCCAACCAAAAUGGCCUGUGUUCACUUCAACAGAACAAAGGUACUUAACACUGAACCAAAAGCCUGCCCAGAACCUGCAGGGAAUAAGAGUCCAAAUGUGUACCUUCUGGAACCGCUUCCUGCCCAAGCUCCUCAACAUCACAGCGACCAGAUGGCCCUGCUCGAACUGCUCCCGAAACGGCCCCUACCUGCUGCUGCUCACUCUCUGUCUGCUUACAGUGCAGCAUAAAACGCCAUAAAGCGAACCCCCACCUCCCACACCCCGAAUGGACAGUCACUCCUCCUCACACAGUGAGACCAACACACGAAAAACUAUUAAUGCUACCUCCAACACCCAGAUAACCUUCCUCUGCAUGCUCCACUUCCUCAUCCAUCCAUCUAACUGUUCUGCACCGCCUUCCAUCGACCAUUUCUCUAUUUAUACGUUGCAAUAAAUUCAGAUUUUUUUUCUACAUUUCACUUUUUUGCCUUUUAUUUUUUAUGUUAACCAUUUCACUUUCUUUAAAUAACUAAAACAAUUAAUUCAAUCAUCUGACCCAUCAAUCUGCAUGCCUUCUCCUUUAAGAGAUAGUGAUCUUAAUUCCUUAUAUGGUCGGGCAUCAUGUUGUUUCUAAAUUGCAGCGCCACCUAGUGGUUAGAUAGUCGUGAAGCAUGUUAAAGCGAGCUAGUCACUGAUUAAUAUUCUAUUUUUUAGCAGAGGAGAUGUGAGGAGCUGGACAGGUAGCGGAGGAGAUAUGAGGAGCUGGACAGGUAGCGGAAGAGAUAUGAGGAGCUGGACAGGUAGCGGAGGAGAUAUGGGGAGCUGGACAGGUAGCGGAAAAGAUGUGAGGAGCUGGACAGGUAGCGGAGGAGAUGUGAGGAGCUGGACAGGUAGCGGAGGAGAUGUGAGGAGCUGGACAGGUAGCGGAGGAGAUGUGAGGAGCUGGACAGGUAGCGGAGGAGAUGUGAGGAGCUGGACAGGUAGCGGAGGAGAUGUGAGGAGCUGGACAGGUAGCGGAGGAGAUGUGAGGAGCUGGACAGGUAGCGGAGGAGAUGUGAGGAGCUGGACAGGUAGCGGAGGAGAUGUGAGGAGCUGGACAGGUAGCGGAGGAGAUGUGAGGAGCUGGACAGGUAGCGGAGGAGAUGUGAGGAGCUGGACAGGUAGCGGAGGAGAUGUGAGGAGCAGGACAGGUAGCGGAGGAGAUGUAAGGAGCAGGACAGGUAGCGGAGGAGAUGUGAGGAGCAGGACAGGUAGCGGAGGAGAUGUGAGGAGCAGGACAGGUAGCGGAGGAGAUGUGAGGAGCAGGACAGGUAGCGGAGGAGAUGUGAGGCGCUGGACAGGUAGCGGAGGAGAUGUGAGGCGCUGGACAGGUAGCGGAGGAGAUAUGAGGCGCUGGACAGGUAGCGGAGGAGAUAUGAGGAGCUGGACAGGUAGCGGAGGAGAUAUGAGGAGCUGGACAGGUAGCUGAGGAGAUAUUUGGUCCUACUUGACCUACCUUUCCAUUUGUCUGCCGUGUGAUGACGAGGAUAUGGUAGUCACCAAGGAUUUUCUUUUCCUCAAAAAUUAGCUACUCUGGUGGAUCCAGGAGUCAAGAAUAGAUAUUUUCUCAGGUUUAGUGGUGGUCUCAGGCCUGAGAACACAAAUUAAAGGGAAAUUAUACCCUCAUUAUUGUAUUUAUACAGAGAUGUAAUCAGCAUUCAUGUAUAGCUGAGGGAUUGGGCCCUUUAUUUUAUUUAUUUUGUAGUAUUUUAUUUUAUUAGUUGCCCCUAAAAUCCUCUUUCCUGGUCCUCCAAUGCAGCAUGGCACUAUAGUCUUGUAACCAGGGUGGGGCUUGCACCCAGGAGAGGUCUCCUAUCAUCUAUAUAAUGAUAGCCAUUAUCCAUAAUGCACACAGGCUUUUAAGAGUGAGCUAUCCUUUUAAGAUCCAUAAUCGGGGAAUCCAGUACAGUAUGGGCCUGGUAACUUAAAUAUCCCCAGUAAAUGAAGAUACCCCAAAAAAAUCCUGGGUGACAACCAAUGACCUCCAUUACAUUGCCAGCUCUCCCAGACUCCUGAAUGCCAGUUCCACCUAAUUACACAGUAAAAUAUCUUUCAAUAACAUAUUAACAAGCGGAUUUGCCAUGGCGGACUAUAGGAAUGUUGUUAACUAUUCACAGGAUGUUACUGGAAUUUUUUUUUAUACUUUGGGUGGAAAUGGCCUUUAAGUUAACAACAUGCAUGUUUAAUAUCCUAUUCUUCCUCAUCUGCUCUGUCCUUACACUCAUAUCCCAAUAUAUUUGCCUUUACCUCCACAAACCAUGACACAACAUGUUUUGUUUAAAGGGUAACCCCAGAGACAGUCCAGAUUAAUUUAAGCCCACGCUAUAUAAUAAGAAGCCACAGCCUAUCACCGCACCCAUAGGUCAUACAGGAGACCAUAAAUCAGCUCCUGUUAUCUGCUCACAUUAUCCGCCUUACGCCCCUUCCCCACCAAAAAUAUGUUUAACGAGAUAUAGGAAAUCCUAACUGCCAAACAUAGCACAUCAACAGGCUUUUAAAUAAUUUCUGGACGAUUCACGUAAUUUCAUCUAACCUUAAAAAGAUUCUUCACAAAAAUCUGAUUAAUAAUGCACCUAGACCUGUGAAAGAGACUGGUUGCUAAGGAUGUUCUAGACUAUGGUCGUCAGGCAUUGUAUCCCUAGAAACCAGCUGUCCAGCUGCCGCACAGUAAUCACAACAUUCCAAUUCCCAGCUCAGCCUGAACUAUUAAUCAGAUUUUUCUACAAAAUUGAUUUUAGGAGGGGCAGCUGUGAGACUACAUGUUCCAUUAUGUUAAUGCUAAUUAAAAGGCUGACUGUUGGAGUUCUCAGCUGCUGAAAGUCCAUCUACAGGUCCCCGCCAACUACCCAACCUUUUCAUAGUAAAUACCCCCCACUAUCAGAGCCUCUAAUUCAGCCAAAAUGUGGACCACUAUUUUGUAGACUAUUUAGGAGCAAUUACAACUCUACUUUUCCAGAGUCCUGAAUAACAAAAAUCUGUUUAGUAGUGCAAUGAUACAUCGCCUGCUCUAGUACCGAUGCCAAAUUUCCCACCCUUCGAGAUUCUGGCAAACCGAGUUGACAAUGGCGGGAUACUCCCUCUUCUCUCAGCCAUCUUUUUAUGCCUUUCUUAUGCUGUUUUUCCCCUCCCUUCUUCUCUCCGAUUUCCUGCUGUCCUC